Anoplophora glabripennis (Asian longhorned beetle) is the source of this 3054-nucleotide messenger RNA. RefSeq names its product zinc finger protein 143-like. Bases 27 to 2000 code for a protein of 657 amino acids. NCBI's taxonomy places the organism in Eukaryota, Metazoa, Arthropoda, Insecta, Coleoptera, Cerambycidae. Gene Ontology annotation, cellular component: nucleus. The record is from RefSeq and is a predicted model, not a curated record. The transcript has 10 exons.
AACAACAACUGAACCAACAACAGCAGAUGAACCAGCAGAACCAACAGCAACAGGGACAGAGUACCACCCCUAAUCAACAGCAGAGUCAACAGCCGCAGCAAUCCCCCCAUUUGGGGAGUCCGAACCCCCACGCGCAGGCUGCGCAUGUGCACGCGCUUGCGCAGGCCGCCCAACACCAACAACAGCAAAUGGUCAACAUGCACCAACAGCUCGCGGGUAGCGGCCAAAACUCACCAGAUAAAUUAAUGACGGAAAAAAUUGUUAAUGAAUUACAGAUUUUCAUGCACAAAUCGGCCAUGCAGAUGCACGCCAGGGAGCUGAGCGGUCGGUCGGAAGUCAAGCCGCACCAGUGCCAGCAAUGCCUGAAGUCGUUCAGUAGUAAUCAUCAAUUGGUGCAACACAUUCGAGUACAUACUGGUGAAAAGCCGUACAAAUGUUCCUAUUGCGAUCGCCGCUUUAAACAAUUAAGUCACGUCCAACAGCACACCAGGCUACAUACAGGAGAGCGUCCAUACAAGUGCCAUCUUCCCGACUGUGGUAGAGCCUUUAUCCAACUGUCAAACCUCCAGCAGCACCUGCGCAACCACGAUGCUCAAGUAGAAAGAGCUAAAAACAGGCCCUUCCACUGCAACAUUUGUGGUAAAGGAUUUGCGACUGAAUCUAGCCUAAGGACACAUACAUCGAAAGUAAGCCAUUGUAUUGGUCGUUUGCAGCAACAUGCAGCUCUUAUUGGCGGACCGAACGCCACGUCGUGCCCGCUCUGCCACAAGAUGUUCCUCGGCGGCGAAGCCCUGAUGGAACACAUGAAGCACACGCAUAAAGAUCCUAACGCGUCUGGGGUAGCUACGAAAAGGAGAACAGCCAAUCACCCGUGUCCCGUUUGCGGAAAACACUAUGUCAACGAAGGCUCUUUAAGAAAACAUUUAGCUUGUCACCCCGAAACAUCACAAUUGUCGAGUUCCUUAAGAAUGUGGCCAUGUUCUGUAUGUCAAGCCGUUUUUACUCAUGAAUCAGGACUUCUCUCCCAUAUGGAGCACAUGAGGAUGGACCCCAAGCAUCAGUUCGCGGCCCAGUACGUACUGUCUCGAGCCGCCGCUGAAAGAAGGGAAAGAGAAUCAAUUUUAGCUGCUGUAACCUCAGCCUCUGGCAGUGGACUACUGGGACUGACGGGAAUGGGUCCAGCCAGCGGCAGUCCAAUGUGUGCUUCCCCUAGUGCACACAGCGACAGUUCUUCAGGAAAUGGUAGGCUAUCGUCAGCCGGAUCAGAAGCUGGAGGCUUAAAUAAUAACAACAAUAACUGCAAUACAAAAUUAGGUGAUAUUUUAAGAAGUAACAACGGUCUACAUCAGCAAUACAACGUGGAAGAUCAACUGCACACGGCAAACAGAAUGGCCGUCAUCGCCAAUAUGGUUGGACAGGGUGGAGUGCCGCCCGGUUUAGGAUCAGACCCAUCUGCUGCUGCUAACAUAACUGCUGCCAAUCUUGCCAACUUAGCCAUGCGCCUUGGAGUAACUCAAGCAAACCAAGUAAACAACUCAAGUAACCCAUCCACGCCUCCUAUGACAAACGACACCCUCUCGCUCUCCGUCAAUGCCAUGAAUGCGAUGCGGGCGUCCAUGGACAGCAUCCGUAACAUGGACGUGAUGCGUUCUUCCGUCAUGGACAUGUCCUCCUCCCAACAGUCCCAACAGCAACAGGAGGCCCUAAGGAUGCAGCACGCCGAAGCGCUUAUCAGAUCUCAAGCAGAAACAGCCCUAAGACUGGCCAUGAGUCAAGCUUUACCCCAACUCAACCAACAAGAUAGUAGCCAUAGUCCACUUCGCCAUAACGGUAACUAUCAAAGUCACCAAGGACAAUCCUCGCAACAACUGAGCCCUGAUUUGACGGAAGCCUUAAGGCUGCAAGAGCAGAGGUUAGAACAAGCGUUGCGAUUGCACGGGAGUGACCCGAGGUCGUUAGGAUUUUCACUAUCGAGUCAACAGCAAAAUCAACAACCAUGAAAUUUUAGUUACUACUGAACGCAUAAUACGUAAACUUAAUUAUUAAAUUAAUUUUAUCCUUGCAAAAAUACCACGGAAGAUACGACAGAUUACGUCAUAACUUUUCUUCAUUAAUUAUUAGGUACACUGUACUUCUCAGACUCUAGCUUUAUUUUUCCAAGUCAUUCGUAAAAGGUGCUUCUCUUCCCUUAUGACGCAAUCUGUCGUCACUCACUGUUAUUUUUAAAAGUACAAAUCUGUUUAUUAAAUUUAAGUUAGAAUAUACCUAUAAUGUGCAACUCUACGUUCUCUUACGAGUCAUAAUUUAUGAAUGAAAGAUGUGCCAAAUAUACAUUUCUUUUCUGAAGAAUUGCGUUUAGUGCGCUCAGUAUAUAUUGAUGGCUAGGCCAUAAAUAAAUAUAAUAAUACUAUUUUAUGCACUUUAAAAGUGCACCACUACAAAAAUCAUUAAACAAUGUAUAGAUAUGUAAGUGUUAUUAAAAAUACCUAAAUAGGAAAUUAUAGGUAUUUUGAAAUUACUUAAAUUUAGACUGUACAUAAGUAAAUAUAAAAUUAAUUGUUUUAGAAUAUAAACCGUAUGAGUGACAUACAUAUAUACGUGUAUAUAUACACAGUGUGGCGACCAGAUUUGGUUGCAAUCCUCCACUUACGUUGGUAUUUGAUGCAGAGUUGAAAAAAUGAAGGGAAUAAUAAGAAGAAUAACACCUAUUCAACUAUUAUGAAAGAAAUUUUGGCGCUUUGGAGUUAGAAUACUCUGACCGCAAUUUUUCACAGAUCUUUUUAAAAUUAACUUUACAAUUCAAAGAAAAUUGCUUUCAUUUUAUAUUUAAAUAAAAUGUAUGGAAUAUACAGGGUGUCCCGAAUUGUAGGAGUACAGUCCAUUAACAUGGUAAGGAAAAAACAAAUGAAAUUCAAAUAAGGUUUCUUAAAUUGACCUUAAGACAUAUCUAGAAGCUGUAAUUUCCUCAAAUUGCAAACCUUUUACUUAAAUUUUUAAAUACAAAUCUAAUUCCAUUUCCUUAUAUAAAUUUUGAAAAAGUCAAAGAAAAAAUAC